Cuscuta campestris is the source of this 1865-nucleotide messenger RNA. The record is from the annotation of a GenBank genome assembly. NCBI's taxonomy places the organism in Eukaryota, Viridiplantae, Streptophyta, Magnoliopsida, Solanales, Convolvulaceae.
CGCUUCCUCGUUUGGCUCGAGACCAAACAAAGAAACAUUAAAACCGAUAGGAAUCAUGUUAACAAAGAUGAAUUUUUUUUUUUGAAGAUUUCUUUUUGUUUGAAGAAGAGAGGGAGAGAUAUAGAGAUGUGUGGGGUCCGAACCCGACUUGCGCGGCCCAGGCAUUUCCACAGAAAGUUAGUUCUCCUCCUUCCCAGUUCCAUCAUCAUCAUCUUCGUCGUCGUUCCUCCGUCUCGAAGCAACCUAUCACUUGCUCGAACUUCAAACGCAAUCCCCUGCGCGAAAGGACCAGAGUCCACUCCAAAACGCCUUCUUCCUCAAUUUCAACUGUAGAUCGCUAUCGGGCACCUGCAGUUGAAUCGUUUUAUGUAUUUUCUGCAAGAGUGAGUCCCCAGCAAUGAUUCAGCAGAGGCCGAGACGCAGGUGCGAAGGCACAGCCAUGGGCGCUAUCGUUUUCGAUCUUCGCCCCGGAGCAGGCAUCGGCCCAUUCUCUCUCGGAAUGCCGAUUUGCGAGGCCUUUGCUCAAAUAGAGAGGAAACCUAACAUUUAUGAUGUCGUUCAUGUUAAGUAUUAUGACGAGGAUCCCUUAAAACUUGACAUUGUUAUUAGCUUUCCAGACCAUGGCUUCCAUCUUCGCUUCGAUCCUUGGUCUCAGAGAUUGCGUCUUAUAGAAAUUUUUGAUGUGAAACGACUUCAAAUGCGUUAUGCCACGUCUCUAAUUGGAGGACCAUCAACACUAGCCACUUUUGUUGCUGUUUAUGCUCUUUUUGGACCAACAUAUCCUGGAAAGUAUGACAAAAACAGAGGAGUUUAUACCCUAUUUUACCCGGGGCUUUCAUUUGCUUUUCCGAUUCCCUCACAGUAUACAGAAUGCUGUUUUGAUGGAGAAGCGGAACUGCCUCUAGAAUUCCCUGACGGCACAACACCAGUUACAUGCCGUGUAUCGGUAUAUGAUAGUUCUAGCGGCAGUAAAGUUGGUGUAGGUUCCUUGAUGGACAAGGCAUCACCUCCUCCUUUGCCUGCUGGAAGCCUAUAUAUGGAGGAAGUGCAAGUUCAGUUAGGGGAAGAGUUGUGGUUUACUGUUGGUGGUCAACACAUUCCUUUUGGUGCUUCCCCACAGGAUAUAUGGACUGAAUUAGGCCGUCCUUGUGGAAUUCACCAAAAACAGGUUGACCAAAUGGUGAUUCAUUCCGCUUCUGAUCUUCGUCCUCGGACUACCCUCUGCGGAGAUUAUUUCUAUAAUUACUUCACACGAGGACUAGACAUUUUAUUUGACGGGCAGACUCAUAAAAUAAAGAAGUUUGUCUUGCACACCAACUAUCCCGGGCAUGCUGAUUUUAAUUCAUACAUGAAAUGCAACUUUGUUAUCCACACCUCAGAUUUUGGUGGUUCAUUUCAUCAGGAUGCUAACUCUAAGCACACUAUUACACCGAGCACGAAGUGGGAACAAGUUAAGGAAAUACUUGGGGACUCUGGUCGAGCUGCUAUUCAAACACAAGGCUCUACAAGCAAUCCUUUCGGAUCUACGUUUGUGUAUGGUUACCCAAAUGUUGCAUUUGAGGUGAUGAAGAAUGGUCAUAUUACCACUGUAACUCUCUUUCAGUCGUGACGAUAUAUUAGUGGCUUGUAGGAAUGGGAUUGGACAAUUGGCUGAUUUCUGUACGAAAGCAGUGGCACUCCCCUGGGAAGAGUGUCGAUGUAUAAUUGUGUCAUAUUGUACAGUUUAUUAGUUCUUGUAACUCAUGAUCACAAUUGGGCAUUUGUACAUAUAACAUAUAUCUGCUCUUUAUCUUUGUACAACAAUGCUAAUUAUACAGUGAUGUCACAUUCAUUUGUUGCAGCCUGAGUGGCUCUUUGGCUGUAUU